Messenger RNA from Lycium barbarum (goji berry), 1884 nucleotides. RefSeq lists its product as uncharacterized. The transcript has 7 exons. NCBI's taxonomy places the organism in Eukaryota, Viridiplantae, Streptophyta, Magnoliopsida, Solanales, Solanaceae. Bases 1 to 1884 code for a protein of 627 amino acids. The record is from RefSeq and is a predicted model, not a curated record.
AUGAAAGGGGUGCUAACUCAAUGGAGUAGAACUACUUAUGGUGAUAUCUUCAAGAAAUUGAUCAUUAGGGAGGAAAUAGUCAGAAUCAAGGAAGAUUUGUUUGAAGAAUUUCCUAGUUGUGGGAACAGAAGUGUGCUUCAACAAUCUCAAGCUGAACUCAAAAAGUACUCACAUUAUGAGGAGGAAUAUUGGAGACAAAAGUCUGGUAUUGAUUGGUUUGUGAAGGGUGACAGAAACACCAGAUUUUUUCAUAAUUUGGUGAAAGGUAGGAGGAAAAGGCUACAAAUUCAAAGGAUUCGAGAUCUUGAUGGAAACUGGUUAGACAAUGAAGAGGAAAUGGAAGAUGAAGCUGUAAAGUUCUAUCACAAACAGUUUACUCCAGAGGAUAUGGGACAUACAAAUGAGGAUAUUCUAUAUCAUAUUCCAUGCAUGUUGGAUCAGGAGAGUAAUGAAAUGUUAUGUAAGGUUCUUUCAGAUGAGAAAGUGAAAGCAGAUGUGUUCAACCUCAGUGGUUCUAGUGCCAGUAGGCCACAUGGUUUUUCAGGUUUAUUCCAUCAAGUUUGUUGGUGUAUUGUAGAAGUAGAUGUGAUCAGGAUGGUAAUUGCCUUUUUCCAAGGUGAUACUCUUCCAAAAGUUCUGCAUGACAGGUUAGAGAAGGUUCUUCCUACUCUUAUCUCCCCAAAUCAGGCUGGUUCUGUGAAGGGUAGGAGCAUAAUUGAAAAUGUAUUGCUCACGCAAGAAAUUGUCACAGAUACCAGGAAGAAGGGCAAACGGGGUGUCAAACAAGGUGAUCCUUUGUCGCCAGCCUUGUUUAUUUUGACAACAGAAGUGCUAUCAAGGGCAUUAAAUUCAAUGUUUGGCAACAGUUUGUAUGUAGGGUAUGCUUUGCCUAAAUGGAGUGCCAACAUUAAUCAUCUUGCAUAUGCAGAUGAUACCAUAAUAUUUGCAUCUGCAGAGAGGAAUUCCUUACAAAUGAUCAUGAACAUUCUCAGAGAUUAUGAAGCAAUAAUAUCUGGACAACUGAUUAAUACUGAAAAAAGUGCCUUUUAUAUAAAGAAGAAAAUAUACUACCAAGAUCUCAUCAAGAAGGUUAAGGAUAAAUUACAGAGUUGGAAGGGUAGAUUGCUGUCAUAUGGUGAUAAAGUUGUUUUGAUAGGAAGUGUUCUACAAGUUGUACCAGUGUAUGUUCUAUCUGCUAGUAACAAAGAAGAGGAUAGAAGCAGACAUUGGGUAUCAUGGAAGAAGAUUUGCAUGCCUAAAGCUGAGGGUGGUCUAGGAUUUAGGUCCUUGUUUGACAUUUCUAAAGCUUUUUUUGCUAAGCUAUGGUGGAGAUUUAGGACCUCAAACACCUUAUGGUCUACUUUUCUGUGGAAUAAAUAUUGUAAGAAGCUUAAACCAACAAGGGUACAAUGGAAGGUUGGUUCACAAGUAUGGAAAAAGAUGUUGGAAGUCAGGGAUCAAAUGGAUCACUUAAUUUGGUGGGAACCUAGAAAUGGAUCAUGUGAUGUUUGGGAAGAUAAUUGGACUAGAUUGGGUCCUCUCAGGGAUGCUUCAAGUACAGAUCAUAACAUAGAAGAGGUGGCUGAACUCAUGAACUCAGAAGGAUGUGAUUUCCAAAAAAUGAACGCAGUUUUACCAGAGCAGGUGGUGAAUCAUGUUAGAACUGAACUGAGUAUUAUGGGUGAGCAGUGCAUGGAACUUAAUGAGGCAACAGGAGCAAGAGUCAUUGAGCUAUCAAAGAAUAUGGAAUGCUGUCAAAAUUCACAGUCAGAGGAAACUUUGCAACAUCUCUUUUUGACUGGUAAAUGUGCAGCAGAAGUGUGGCAGUACUAUACUACAAUAGUAUUAUCGAUCCUCUAUUACAGUUACAUCAAGCAGUGGUAA